CCAUUUUUACUUAGGAAACACAUACAAGCAACUAGAACUUGAACUCUGGUGCUCCUGAUCUCUUUUUCCUCCUCUCCUUCUCUUCUUCUCAUUAAUUACCAAACCUUAAGUUAGGAUCCAACUAAAAAAUGGAGGGGAAUGGUUAUUCUGGAAGCUUUUUUCAAAGGAGCAAGCCUUACAUAGCCAUGAUAUCAUUGCAAUUUGGCUAUGCUGGCAUGAACAUCAUCACCAAGGUUUCUCUUAAUCGAGGGAUGAGUCAUUAUGUUCUAGUGGUGUAUAGGCAUGCCUUUGCUACUGCUGUUAUUGCUCCUUUUGCCAUUAUUCUUGAGAGGAAAGUAAGACCAAAGAUUACAUUUCCCAUUUUCAUGCAAAUGUUUGUGCUGGGUCUUCUUGGGCCUGUGAUUGAUCAAAACUUUUACUAUGCUGGGUUGAAAUUCACUUCUCCUACCUUUUCAUGUGCCAUGAGUAACAUGCUGCCUGCAAUGACAUUUGUCAUGGCAGUUCUUUGCAGGAUGGAGAUAGUGGACAUAAAGAAAGUUAGAUGCCAAGCAAAGGUGAUUGGAACUAUAGUAACUGUGGCUGGAGCCAUGUUGAUGACAUUGUACAAAGGUAAUGUCAUCAAUUUGAUCUGGUCUGAGCAUGUCCACACCCAUUCAUCUUCUGUUCCUGAAACUUCUAACAAGGAUUGGAUUAAGGGUUCCAUUCUUCUUAUCAUUGCUACAUUUGCUUGGGCUUCAUUCUUCAUUCUUCAGACAGUGACACUUACGCGGUACUCAGCUCACCUUUCACUUACAACAAUCGUGUGCUUUUUGGGCACUCUACAGUCCAUAGCUGUCACCUUUGUGAUGGAACACAAGCCUUCUGCUUGGACCAUUGGCUGGGACAUGAAUCUUCUUGCUGCUGCCUAUGCUGGAAUUGUGUCAUCAAGCAUUUCAUACUAUGUUCAAGGACUUGUCAUGCAAAAAACAGGGCCUGUCUUCGUUACUGCUUUCAGCCCUUUGAUGAUGAUCAUAGUUGCAAUCAUGGGCUCUUUCAUUUUGGCUGAGAAUAUUUAUGUUGGAGGUGUUCUUGGUGCUAUAUUAAUUGUAGCUGGACUCUAUGCUGUUCUAUGGGGCAAGCACAAGGAACAAAAAGAAAAAGAAGCUGAAAUUAUCCCGGAACCAAUUAAAGAAAAUGGAGAGAAUGGUGACACAACAGGAAUGAUCCAGGACAUUGAAGCUAACAAUUGCACCGAGAAGCAAAGGAAUCAAGCUAACAAUGUUACUGUGCCGUCCGUGGCUAUUACUGUUCCAACUUCACAGGCUCCCAUGACAGCCAGGGAAGCACCAAGAGCAUAAUUAGCUUAGGAGAGAAAUGAUAAAGACAGAAAUAAUAGAGGGUUGGCCAUGGAAGCUUGGAAGGGAAAGGAAAAUAAGCUUCUUUUUUAUUUUUUGUAAUUCCAACCUUACUAUUUUUACCCCUUUUUUGCCUUUGUUUUUUACUUUUUUGUUUUGUGGGAGAUAAAAUUAUGGGACUCACAAUCUUCCAUAUGUAACUGUGAGCUGAUAUUCUGUUGAUGAAAAGCUAAUGAGAGAAUGCAGAAUCUUCCUUUUUGGAUUUUAUAA
Messenger RNA from Populus trichocarpa (black cottonwood), 1604 nucleotides. RefSeq names its product WAT1-related protein At5g07050. The coding region runs from base 129 to 1337 and encodes 402 amino acids. Gene Ontology annotation, cellular component: plasma membrane. The transcript is spliced from 7 exons. NCBI's taxonomy places the organism in Eukaryota, Viridiplantae, Streptophyta, Magnoliopsida, Malpighiales, Salicaceae. The record is from RefSeq and is a predicted model, not a curated record. Gene Ontology annotation, molecular function: transmembrane transporter activity.